AUAAAAUGGUAAUGUGAAGGCAAUCACUCCUUAUUCAUCGCAUCAUUUAUAAUCACACUGAAACCCUACGACGUCGUAUUCACGGAACCCCACCGACCACCGGCGCACCACCGCAACACCGUUUUCCUCCGCCGUUGACUCCGAUUUCAGGAAUUUGAGCUUCCGGAGAUGAGUUCGGAUUCUCCUGAUUCGUCAAAUCCUCAGGAUAUCAAAUCUGCGGAAACAAAAAUGUCAACUUCAAUGCAAUCUGCACCAGAUAAUUCUGAACAUGAUGCACCUUCUAAUUUUUCGGCUUCUGGCAUUUCAACUUGGGCGAAAAAUCUUAAAAUUUCCAAGCCAUUUGUUGGGUCCCAGGAAGCAUCACCGACUGGAGACUCUGUGAAGUCUCCGUUUUCACGUCUCACUAGUGGGUUUGGGUUGCGCUCAUCCCCAAAAUCUCCUCAGUCAGAAGGAAGCUCAGCUGAACCUUCACCAACUGCGCAAUCAGGUUUUAUUGGAACUAUAACGAAAGGAUUGGUUGACUCGUCCAAGAAUGCAGUGAAGGCUGUGCAGGUUAAAGCUCGGCAUGUUGUAUCCCAAAAUAAACGAAGAUAUCAGGAAGGAGGAUUUGAUUUAGAUAUGACUUACAUCACGGAGAAUAUUAUUGCUAUGGGCUUCCCUGCUGGUGAUAUGAGCUCUGGAUUUUUUGGUUAUGUUGAGGGAUUUUAUCGGAACCACAUGGAGGAAGUAAUCAAGUUCUUUGAAACUUACCACAAGGACAAGUACAAAGUGUACAACCUUUGUUCUGAAAGAUUGUAUGAUGCAUCCUUAUUUGAGGGAAAGGUGGCUAGUUUUCCUUUUGAUGAUCAUAACUGCCCUCCUAUUCAACUAAUCAUAUCAUUUUGCCAAAGUGCAUAUUCAUGGUUGAAAGAAGAUAUUGAGAAUGUGGUGGUUGUGCAUUGUAAAGCUGGAAUGGCUAGGACCGGAUUGAUGAUUUCCAGUCUUCUUCUGUAUCUGAAGUUCUUCCCUACUGCUGAAGAAUCAAUUGACUACUACAAUCAGAAAAGGUGUACUGAUGGGAAAGGGCUUGUUCUGCCUAGUCAGAUUAGAUAUGUCAAGUAUUUUGAACGGAUUUUGGCAUAUUUCAAUGGAGAAAAUCAGCCAGGUCGUAGAUGCAUGCUUAGAGGAUUUCGGCUGCACAGAUGUCCAUACUGGAUUAAACCUUCCAUCACAGUCUCUGACCAUAAUGGUGUUCUCUUUUCAACAAAGAAGCAUCCAAGAACCAAAGAUAUGUCGCCUGAAUCUUUUUGGUUCAAUGCGCCAAAGAAAGGGAUAACGGUAUUUGCACUUCCUGGGGAGCCUGGCCUGACGGAGUUGUUGGGCGAUUUCAAAGUCCAUUUUCAUGAUCGUAAUGGGGAUUUCUAUUGGUAUAAUUAGUUCAUUGAUUGAAAAUCGAAAAGUAUUAAACACGGGCGAUCUUGACGGCUUUGACAAGAGAAAACUGCCAUCCCCCGGCUUCCAAGUCGAGAUCGUGCUUGUUGACUAUAACACUGCAACCAACAUACCAAAACCCCCAUCAGAAACCACCUCCGACGAAUCAGCCCAGACCCCAGGCCCAGAUUCAGCCCAACCCAAUCCAGGCCCAACCGACCCACCAGCCCAAACAAAGAACGCAAAGAAAGAUAAAGAUGACGAGUUCUCAGACAGUGAAGGCGAGGACAAUGGGUCCUCCAAAUCCAAACACACCGAGACCUCCUCUCAAAACAUCACCACAACAAACGACUCCAAGGCCGAUUCACAACAAAUUGAUGACCUGGCACGUAAAACCGAGCAAGCCUCGCUAGGUAGCUCGGGUCCUCCUAAGCCCACCGAGCAGAAGAAGGAAUCUGGGCCGUCCGAUCCAGCUGUGGAGGUGAGUGAAUUCAAAGCAAUGGCUGCAGAUGCAUCGGUUUUCUCCUUCGGGGAUGACGAAGAUUACGAAAGCGACUGAAAGGGGAUUGGAGGAAUCUCAUGGGUUUGGGACUUUAUGUUUAUCUAGAGCCUUUCGUGUUGUUACUGUCUCCCAUGUCGAUUUCUGGCAUUCACGGUCAACUUCUCGAAGUCACAGUUGUUGCUUGUAAUAAACUGAAAGACACCGAGUGGAUUUCUAGGCAAGAUCCCUACGUUUGUCUCGAAUAUGCUAGCAGUAAACAUCGGACUCGUACUUGUACAGAUGGAGGUAAAAACCCUACGUUUCAAGAGAAAUUCGUGUUUACCUUGAUAGAAGGUCUAAGAGAGAUCUCUGUUGUGGUUUGGAACAGCAACACUAUCACUUUCGACGAUUUUAUCGGAAGUGGAAAGAUUCAGUUGCAGAAAGUUCUGUCUCAGGGUUAUGACGAUAGCUCAUGGCCUCUUCAGGAUAAAAGAGGAAGUACAAUCAAGUUGUAUCUCUCGUUUAAGUUGAUAAUGUUGAAUGUUGUAAUUUUCCUUGAUAGAUUUCCAUUUCGCAAGUAA
Molecule: messenger RNA, 2472 nt
Organism: Striga asiatica
Lineage: Eukaryota; Viridiplantae; Streptophyta; Magnoliopsida; Lamiales; Orobanchaceae
Source: the annotation of a GenBank genome assembly